Messenger RNA from Amaranthus tricolor (Joseph's coat), 3668 nucleotides. RefSeq names its product 1,4-alpha-glucan-branching enzyme 2-2, chloroplastic/amyloplastic-like. The record is from RefSeq and is a predicted model, not a curated record. Gene Ontology annotation, cellular component: cytoplasm. The transcript is spliced from 22 exons. The coding region runs from base 612 to 3251 and encodes 879 amino acids. Gene Ontology annotation, biological process: starch metabolic process; glycogen biosynthetic process. Gene Ontology annotation, molecular function: 1,4-alpha-glucan branching enzyme activity; hydrolase activity, hydrolyzing O-glycosyl compounds; cation binding. NCBI's taxonomy places the organism in Eukaryota, Viridiplantae, Streptophyta, Magnoliopsida, Caryophyllales, Amaranthaceae.
UACUUUUUCACGUACUUUAACGCAAAUUUUGAGCUUUGAUAUCUCAUAAUACGCAUAAUAAAAAUUGUAAAAAUGAUAUAUUAAAAUUCUUUGUAAUCAAAACGAAUUUAACAAGAUCUCACAUGAAUAUAUUAAGUCUUGAAUAUAUACUUUAUAAAUUAAAUUUAAAUGUUUGUCUUAUGAUGUAAAAAAACUUAAACUGAACAAAUAAAAAAGAAUGAAAAAAGUAAUCUUAAAAUUUUGUAAAUCGGAUAUUACUAUUCGUCAAACAUGCCGAAAAUUUAAAAAAACUCAAAAAUUAGAGAUCCAAAAAAUCAAAAGAAUGAACGAUGGAGAAUAAAGUGGGACCUGACUACUCAAUCUCUAAUGCACACGGUUCAAUACAAAUACAACGAUUAAAAAAAUCCCAAAUAAAAUCCUUGAAUGUCUAUGAAUCUAUGAUCUUCUCUCCUUGGCAGUUUUCGAUUCUCUCACCGUUCUCUCCCUCACACCUAAGCUCCUCCACUGUCAUCUCUCUAUUCAUCCCCCCAUUUUCUCUCUCCUCGAGAUUUUUCUGAAAGCGAAACCCUAACAACGAAAAAGCUUGAAGGAACAACAAUAAGAAGAUAUUAAUGGCGUAUACGAUAUCUGGUAUUCGCUUUCCUUCUGCUCCUUCUGUAUAUGUUUCCAGCUUUAAUGGCGACAAUCGGAGAAAUUCUCCUUUUUCUCUUUUCAUCAAGAAUAAGCCGUCUGCUCUUUUUUCUCGCAAGCUGUUUGCUCACAAGUCCUCAUAUGAUUCUGAUUCUCCAUCAGCAACAGUGACGGAAUCACAAAAAGUGCUUAUUCCUGGUGGUGAAAUUGAAGAUUCUCUGUCGGAUGAAGGCUUGAGUUCUGAUUCAAAACUGACUAACGAUGAGGGUAUCCAAGAUUUAGAUGUGAGGACCAUGAAAGGAGGGAAAGAGAUUGAAACGGAAGAAAAAUUUAUACAAUCUGAAAUUGCCAUUCAUGACAAGCUAGACUCUGUCACUUCAACACACGAUCACAAAGAUAAAGAAGUGCAAAAUAUUGUUACCAAGAGAUCAAUUCCUCCACCCGGUGAUGGACAAAGAAUAUAUGAGAUUGAUCCACUUUUGAGAAGUCAUCGUGAUCAUCUUGAUUAUCGUUAUUCAAUGUACAGGAGAUUGCGUGAAGCUAUUAAUCAAUGUGAAGGAGGCUUGGAGAACUUUUCUCGUGGGUAUGAAAAAAUGGGUUUCACACGCAGUGCUGCUGGAAUAACUUACAGAGAAUGGGCACCUGGAGCAACGUGGGCAUCAUUGGUUGGUGACUUUAACAAUUGGAAUCCUAAUGCUGACGUCAUGACCCGGAAUGAAUUUGGUGUUUGGGAGAUCUUUUUGCCCAAUAAUGCAGAUGGCUCACCAGCAAUUCCCCAUGGAUCUCGGGUGAAGAUUCAUAUGGAUACACCCUCUGGAAUCAAAGAUUCUAUCCCUGCUUGGAUCAAAUUUUCUGUUCAGGCACCAGGUGAAAUUCCAUAUAAUGGGAUUUACUAUGAUCCACCAGAAGAGGAAAAGUAUUCUUUCAAGCAUCCUCAACCAAAAAGGCCACAAUCUCUAAGGAUCUAUGAGUCGCACGUUGGCAUGAGUAGUAUGGAACCUAAAAUUAAUACGUAUGCGAGCUUUAGAGAUGAUGUCCUUCCUCGAAUUAAAAAACUUGGUUAUAAUGCUGUUCAGAUAAUGGCUAUUCAGGAACAUUCAUACUAUGCAAGCUUUGGGUAUCACGUGACAAAUUUUUUUGCACCAAGCAGCCGUUUUGGUAGUCCAGAAGAUCUCAAAUCCUUGAUAGAUAGAGCUCAUGAGCUUGGGUUGCUCGUCCUUAUGGAUAUCGUUCAUAGCCAUGCAUCCAAUAAUGUUCUAGAUGGGCUUAACAUGUUUGACGGAACUGAUAGCCACUAUUUUCACUCUGGAUCCCGUGGUUAUCACUGGAUGUGGGAUUCUCGCCUAUUCAAUUAUGGAAGUUGGGAAGUGCUCAGGUAUCUUCUAUCGAAUGCAAGAUGGUGGCUUGAAGAAUAUAAAUUUGAUGGAUUUAGAUUUGAUGGUGUAACAUCAAUGAUGUACACUCACCAUGGUCUGCAGGUAGAGUUUACAGGAAAUUAUAAUGAAUAUUUUGGUUUUGCAACCGAUGUUGACGCUGUCGUUUACCUCAUGCUGGUGAAUGACAUGAUACAUGGGUUAUACCCUGAGGCUGUAACUAUUGGUGAAGAUGUUAGUGGAAUGCCAACUUUCUGUCUUCCUACACACGAUGGUGGUAUUGGUUUCGAUUAUCGUCUCCAUAUGGCUAUUGCUGAUAAAUGGAUAGAGAUUCUCAAGUUACGUGAUGAAGACUGGAGAAUGGGUGACAUUGUUCACACACUCACCAACAGAAGAUGGGCCGAGAAAUGUGUAGCGUAUGCUGAAAGUCAUGAUCAAGCGCUUGUUGGUGAUAAAACAAUUGCAUUUUGGUUGAUGGACAAGGAUAUGUAUGAUUUUAUGGCUUUGGAUAGGCCAUCAACUCCACGCAUAGAUCGCGGAAUUGCAUUGCAUAAAAUGAUCAGACUAAUUACCAUGGGAUUGGGUGGAGAAGGAUAUCUUAAUUUCAUGGGAAAUGAAUUUGGCCACCCAGAAUGGAUAGAUUUUCCCCGAGGUGAUCAGCAUCUUCCAAAUGGUAAAGUUGUCCCAGGAAAUAAUAACAGUUAUGAUAAAUGCCGGCGCAGGUUCGACUUGGGAGAUGCGGAUUAUCUAAGAUACCGUGGAUUGCAAGAGUUUGAUCAGGCAAUGCAGCAUCUAGAAGAAAAUUUUGGUUUCAUGACUUCAGACCACCAGUAUAUAUCCCGUAAAGAUGAAGGUGAUAGGAUCAUAGUCUUUGAAAGAGGGAACUUGGUGUUUGUUUUCAAUUUUCAUUGGUCAAAUAGCUACUUUGAUUAUCGUGUUGGUUGCUUGAAGCCUGGAAAGUACAAGAUUGUUUUGGAUUCAGAUGCUGCAUUGUUUGGCGGAUUCAACAGAAUUGACCACAAUGCGGAACACUUCACCUUUGAGGGAUCUUAUGAUAAUCGACCUCGUUCCUUCUUGGUUUAUGCUCCUAGCCGGGCAGCAGUGGUGUAUGCCUUAGUAGAAGAUGAAGCAGAACAAAUAGUUAAUGCUCCAGUAGAAGAUGCAAUACAACCAGAUGCACUAGUAGAUGUAUCAGAACUUGCUUUAGAAGAAGAUGAAGCAGAAUUAGCUUUGCCGACUGAGGAAUGACCAUUGCAGAUAAUUCUUGCAGUGUAAUGUGUCGAAACAGGGAAGAAGCUUCUUGUUUCUGUUGUGGGCAUAUUUUGGGCAGCAUGGGCUCGUUUCUAUGUUGAGCGCGUUCCAAUUGCUGUGUGUCUGCUGAUAGACUGCUUCAUAAACACGACAUUCGAAAAUGAAGAAAUUCGGUUACUUAGGGAAAGCAUGAGCAAAAUAACAAACCAUUCCAGGAUGGCCAAAUUUUAGUAAAUUAAUUCACACACCUUUACCCGGCCUCUGUAAAUGUUUAUAGUAUCUCUGUAUAUUGUGUUGGAGAUAACUUAAUAAAUAGGCCUUAAAAUUAACAGUUAAUGGUACUCCGAGUCUGGGAGCUUUUAUGGUAUAUUAUUAUUAUUAUUAUUAUUAUUAUUAUUAUUAUUAUUAUUAUUA